AUGACAUCGUUCCGCAUCACGGCCACAACAAGGAAUCAGCGCCUAAAAAGCCCGAGAAGCUAAAUUUCAGCUCAGAUCGGCUCUUUACUAUUGGCCAAGAAGGGAUAUCUCCAUGGCGACUAUACUAGGAGGCCUCACCCCUACUCCAGGGACGAGGCGAUGACCGCUCUCCUCACAGUACGAUGGAGAGCCCUUGCAGAGCCGGCGGGUAGGGAGAUGAUGGGAAGCCAGGGACACCUUCAAACAGCGAGUCUAUCUGCGAGACCUGGAUCUGAGAUACGAAAGAUAGGAUGAUCGUUCAAGUGGGCAGAAGUGGGCCCGCCCUUGGUCACAUUUAGUCCUGCGGCUGGUUUCCCAGACUCCCAUCACAGCGCGUUGCCAUGCCAACACGCCGCUUGUUGAUGGAACCGUGGGUGUAAUUGAUAGAUCGCCAAUGCGCUCACUGGCCCGCUUCAAGGUCCGGACCUUUACACUUAUUGAGUUUCAUUCCUGCUCUUCUCUUCAACCCUUCAAGUUCAGCAACUUUGGACCUUUGACGAGACUGCCAUUACUGCUUGCAGGGCGUCGGUGAUACUCUUACACUACAAAAAGCAUACACAAAUCUACUUAAAAAACAUAUCGCUAUUGACAGCUGAAGUUCUCUGCUUGAGGCUCUAGCGUCAAUUUCCCUUUCGGCUUCUUUGUUUUAGUUGUUGCGUUGAUUAAGUCGUGUUCACAGACUAACACCGUGACAGGGCCGUGAUCACCGAGAGGCUGGAUAGCCAUGAUUUCCACCAACUCAACGUCGCUGCGACCCGGUCACCACCGCCGUCAACUCUCGACUCCAGCACCCUUUGACGCUGCAAUCGCACCGCAAGCCAUGUCUGCAAUCCCAACCCGCCGAACGCAUCGCCGGGGACAGACCAUGGAUUACGGCUCGUACGGUCAACAGAUUCCCGCAGUUGACCGACGACAUGCCUCAAAAACAGUCCCGGAGCUUCGAGACUUCUUUAACGCAAAAUCAGCAGGUCUUCCUCAACAGGCACGGAAUGCGCAACAGUUCCCCGCCUACAUUUCACGAUCAGAACAGUCUUUCAUCCAAAACGGAUUCCCUGUGCCGCAACAACACUAUCAAUAUCAGUCAUCACCAAUGUGGAGCCAAGAGGAACUGCAGGGUCUAUACUCGGCGUCCGCUGCCUCAAGUACCUCAGCAACAACAAUCGCCCCCGCUCUUUCGAGAUCCGCUAGUGAAAGCUCCGACAAGAAUGCUUCGUUACAGAGCGCCCUCCAUCGUAUGCGCCAGGAGCGUAAUCUCUCAAUGAUGCAAAGGGAGCAGGCCACCGGAUACCCUCGAGUGAUGCAGCCACUCUCUGUUCAACCAGAGGGUAUUUCCCCCAAGAUGAACCCUUAUCUUUCUUACACUUCCCCCCUUACCCCCGAGUCUACCCCGAUGAAGGGAUCCUUUGAUUUUACCAUGUACAGCAAUGACCAGACCCCCACCAAGUCCCAAAGCUUUUCAAUCCCCCGUACCCCAGUUAGCUCCGAAAUGCAGAGAGCCCAGUCCUACCAGGGCGCCUCUCUGGCUAGUCCCGUGCAGCUCAAGCAUCAUAUCCCUUCCCCCGCUGAAUCGCCCUCUGUCGCCUUCGCCGAACUGGCCGCGAUGCCCUCCCCUGGCUCCUGUGGCCUUUCUGAUGUCGCCGAGACCCCUUCUCUGGGUGGCCGUCAAGAGCGCGCCGACUCGAUCGAGUCCUCGCUCAUGCCAUCAGGAUCCGACUUCGAGGCCGAGCCUAUUGAUGAUUUCGACCUAGAUGCUCGUGUCAAGGCAUCGGUUCGAGAGACGGGUGUCUCUAAUGACGAGAUCAACAAGUACAUCUCCGGCCCCGACCCCAAGGACGGAAAGUGGGUUUGCUUGUGGCACGAUUGCGAGAAUUGUCGCUUCGGUCGCAAAGAGAACAUCAAGUCCCAUGUGCAGACCCAUCUCGAUGACCGGCCCUACAAGUGUGACGUUUGCGAUAAGAAGUUUGUUCGAGGUCACGAUCUUAAGCGCCACCUGAAGACUCACACUGGCAAGAAGCCGUUUGCCUGCCGCUGUGGUGCUAGUUUCGCUCGUCAAGAUGCUUUGACCCGCCACCGCCAGCGUGAUAUGUGCGUUGGAGGUUACAAUGGGCAUACCUUGAAGACCACCAGACGUGGUCGGCCACCCAAGAAGAACCGACCCGAUAUCGAAACCCGUCAGACCAAGUCCACCCGUACCCGUCAACGCGUUGCCCAGAAGACCGAGUCCUUCACACCAAUCAAGACCGAGGGCGCUCUUCUUCAGGAGGCCCCCGUUUUUGCAUCGCCCAACUAUGCUCCAUCCAACAGCCUGUCCUCGUUCACGCCGCCUACCUCCCCCGGUGCUAGUCUCAAUGAUGCCCCGUCGCCACUGCCAGCUGGAAACUCCUUCACGUCCCAAUUCGAAGACGAUCUGCUUCCACCUCUGUCGCCUCCACAAAUGGCUCACGCCCGAUAUGAGCAAGCCAUCGCUCAGUUCAACCCAAAUAUGAUGGGAACAUCCUCUUCUCAGGAGUAUCUCUACAGUGACCCUGCCCUUUCUCCUCACGAUAUGUCUUCGCCGCACAGCCCACCUACCCUGGCCGAGUCCUCUGUAGGCUCAGAGGUUGAUUUCUUUAUGACUCAAGAUCCUUCGGAGCAAGUGCAGGAAGAGUUCGGUAACAUCACCACCCAGGCUCUGUCCAGUUUCUCCAACACUUACUCUUACGUGGAUUCGUCCGAUUUCCCCACCUCAUCAUUCUACACCGACAUGCCCGAGAAGAGUUUCUCUAUCCUCAACCCCCUGGACGAUCCCUAUUCGGAAAUUGACUCGCUCUCCAAUGAGUUCCUGGUUGAUCCUUGAUGGUGGCCUAUAAUCCUCCGCUGCGACGUUUUAUGUUCUCGACCAAAAGCAUGACUUAGACGAUGUGACUACCUUUUUUUCUUCUUUCUGGCGCGGCGCAAUUCUGCGAUGACACGAUACGAGCUUGUACGAUCUCACGAUGCACGAUUAAACACGCGACUCCUCCUUUUCGGGACGCCCACCGACUCGGCUUUCUUUGCUGGUUCUCUCGGGAUACGAUAUUCUUCCCCUGCACAUUCAAACUUUAGCGCACAUGACAAUAUCCCUUCUCAGGAAGGGGUUCGGGAAUCUUUCUGGUGUAACUUGGGUCCUGGGAGUACUGACCAUUGCUUUUUCUCAUCCCCCCCAUAUCUGUUUGCCCACUUACCCACCUGAAUUAUUUGUAUUCCCUCUUCCGUUUCACAUUCCUAUUUUCGAACAUGGUGUUUUUUUUCUUCUUCUUCCCCGGUGGCUUUCUUGCUACUUUUGGGACUGCUGGGAUUGUUAGAUUGCCUUACGGCACGCUUCUUUUUGUUUCGCUCUCCCUUAAUGCCCUUCCCCUCCUUACCAUUUGAUUUGUACUUCAUGGGUUCUGAAUGGAAUUGCCUGUAGCUAGCUAUAUGCGGGCAGACUUCCCCGGCGUAUUUUUUCAGUUGCUGUAGCGAAGCGUGCUUGAUAUUGUUAGCUUGUAUCUUAGACUUUUUGUUUUUCCUGUUGGCAAAUGUGCGACCAAUUACAGUUUACUGUCACUCC
Penicillium brasilianum is the source of this 3607-nucleotide messenger RNA. Lineage: Eukaryota; Fungi; Ascomycota; Eurotiomycetes; Eurotiales; Aspergillaceae. The record is from the annotation of a GenBank genome assembly.